GUGAGUUUUAGCGUCAGCGGUCGAAACUCACAACCGUCGAAAACUUUGCCUUUAUUUACUUUAAGUCAUUUAUAGUGCAACAUUUACUUCAGCUGCCGUUUAACAAGGAGGAGGACGCAGUCAGAGACACUAUUUUAGAGGUUAACGAUACCCAUAGAGGUAUCUGCCUCUCACUAUGGCUGACCCAGGGACCCCCCGCACAGGCCGUUCAUCUUCCAGCAUGUCCAAGCGGUCCAUUUCAGGGAAAGGUCGCUCCAAGAGCAAACUCACAUCCUCCACAUCGGCCCCCAGUGACUUAUCUCCCGAAGUGCCAGAGAUUGCAGAUGGGAAGACUGAAGACGAGCCUGUUUCACAGGUGCCUAUUUCAGACACUCAGGAGGAAGUAGAUUUAUACACCAAACGGCUGAAAGAAACAUUUAAAAAGCACUUAGUGCUGAGUGGCAUAUCAAAGGAGUCAUGGACAGAUGAAAAUAAGCGAGCCUUGGAUAAAUUCAUCUCAGAUCCUUCCGUCAGGCUUCUCAUUGUCUACCAUGACCCUUUCACCAGCCCCCGCGUGGACUUCACCAUGCCAACUCAGGUGGUGGAUCAGAUGUCCUACUUCAUUCGAAUAGAGGACAGUAUAAUCACGGAGGAUAGUUUUGAAAGCUCGUUGCAAUUCGGUUCUAUAAAGAGAGGGGCUAUAGAGGGUCUCCUCAGGUUGAUGAACGGUAUUCAUGCCCGUCAGGUCACCCUCAGCACCACCUGGCCGGAGAUUACCAAGAACAGCUACUGUGUAAACUUGCACCGCCUCGUUACCAACAUUACAGACACCAGAUUUCAACUGCUGGGCACCACAGUGCUAUAUGUUCCUCUGGAGGCCCUGCAGCACCGCCCAGAGGAAGCCAUCAAGAACAAGUAUCUAGUGCAGAGGCUCGAGAUGGUGAUGAUCCACUGGACACGUCAAAUAAGAGAAGUACUGAACGCUCAGGAGAUGGGCGAGAUGGGAGACAGCUCGGGUCCUCUGGAGGAGAUCUCUUUCUGGAAGAGCCGCUUUGCCGACCUGGCCAGCAUUAGUCAGCAGCUGCAGAAACCAGGAGUCUGUCACAUACAGGAGAUUUUGCAGCUCUACAACUCUUUCUACAUCCCACAAUUCAGUAAACUAGCCAAGCACAUCCAGGAUUGUUCUUUGCAGGCCCAGUCGAACAUCUCUUUCCUGUCCCUUCUGAAAGAACCGUGUGAGGAGCUGGCUCGACUUAAACCUUGUGAGAUUGCACCUAAACUCGCUCACAUCAUCAAACUCAUCCGUGUGAUAUGGGUCAACUCCAGCUACUACAAUACCCGUGAUAGAAUCACCGCCUUGUUUGGAAAGAUGAGUAAUGAGAUCAUCCGUCUGUGCUGUACAGAGAUCUCUCUGGACAGGAUCUUCCAGGGUUACGUGAUCUCCAGCAAACAAGUUCUGAAUGAUUGUAUCCAGUGCUGCCUGGUGUGGAAGGAGCUGUACCUGUACACCUCCCAGCUUCACCACAAAUAUUCUUCUCAAGGCUGGUCCCUCAACGAGACCAGCAUAUUUGCUCUGGUGGAGGCCUUUGUGCAGAGAUGUAAAGAUCUAAUUGAGGUGUGCGAGUGUCAGCAGCAGUUUGCUCGUCGUGAGGAGGGCGAGCAGUUGCAGUUGCCGUGCUUUGCGGGACGUCAGGGGUUGGAGGUCACUCAGAGCCUGUUGAACAUAGAAGCAACCUUUGACAAGAACCUGAAGGCCCUGGGCUCUGUUAAGGACAUCCUGAAUGUCAGAAACACAGCUUGGCAUGAUGGCUACAGCAGGUUUCGUGCGGAGGUGAAAGAUCUGGAGAUGAUGAUGCAGAAUUUGAUCAGAUCUGCUUUUGAGACGGUGAACAGCGUAGAGGAAGGAGUCCAGCUGCUCGAUGUGUUUCAGCACCUGUCUGCACGAGAGGCCAUUAGGAGGACCAUUGACAGAAAGAUGAUAGAUGUAUACACUUUGUUUAGUACCAAGCUAAGUGUGGUGAAUGAAGUGUUGUGUAGGAUAUCAUCUCUUAAUCCUGUUCAAAUGCCUCAACGCGCAGGGGAGGCUCACUGGGCCCGAGCACUCCGCACUCAGAUAGAAAGACCCAUGGAGGUUCUCCGGCAUGCAUAUUUCCUGCCUGAGGUCAGCAGUGCAGAGGAAGUGCAUGUGGCUUAUGCUAAGCUAUGUCAGAAUCUGGAUGAGAAGGCUAGGAAGAGCUUCACGGAAUGGAGUCAGAGUCUCGACAGGCAAUGUCUUAGCAGCCUCGACCAGCCACUCAUGAUCCGCUGUCAAAAGAAGGCAGGCUUGCUGGACAUUAACAUCAACAAGAACCUGUUGAAGAUGUUUAAUGAGAUUCAUUACUGGGACCGGCUGCUGUUUGAGAUCCCUCACUAUGUCACAGAUCUGUAUCAGCGUAGAGAGGAGCUCCACAACCUGAAAGAGAAUGUCCUGCUAGUGGUCAAAGACUAUAACAGAAUCAUCAUGGCCCUUAAUGCAGUUGAAAUGGGUCUAUUUUCGGAGAAAAUACGGUUCUUGAAUAAGAAAAUUCAGCCAGGCCUGUCAAAGCUGCACUGGUCUACAAAAGGAGCUGCCAACGUCUUUAUCAAUGACUACCGAGUGCACGCUAACAAGGUGCAGUUAAUGGUGGACGAAUUUAAGGCAGCUAACCUGGCUGUCUCUAAGCUCUGUGCCCAGAUCAGUGAGCUGAUGUUGGUUCGUGUGGACGGGAAGAAGGUCUACGGAGACCUGGAAUUCCAGGAGGAUCAGCAGAAUCAUCAGCACAGCCAGCUGCUCCGGCUGCAGGCUGCUCACCAGGACAUGGUCAACGUCAUGGCCAGAGUCUAUGCGACAUUUCACACAGAUGGUCCAGAGGUGCAACGGCACUGGAUGUCAUACAUGGAAAAGAUGGAUCGUAUGGUAGAGGAUGCGUUUCGAGUGAAUAUAAAGUGCUCUCUUCAGGAGCUCUCUAAAGCCAUCAAUGGAGAUGGCAAGAAUUCCCCAGACCCUUUAUUCAGCGUUGAGGUGGUAUUGAAACAAAACACCCCUGGAUCUACUGCUCAGGUGGAUUUUUCUCCCACUCUUCCAAAACUUGCUCAGAUAGUGAACAGCAUUGACAGUCAGCUCAUCAACACCAUCUCUGGUUUCAAACGUCUUCCGGACCUUCUGACCCAUCAGAACUUGCAGAAGAAGCCCAUGUAUAAGAUUAUAGAGCAAGAUGAAGAGAUCUGUAAGAUCCAUGCAGCCAUAACUGCAGGUAUGGUGACAAAUGCAUCUCACCUCCAGACCUACCUGAAAACCUGGGACAAACACAGAGAGAUCUGGGAAAUUGAAAAAGACAUCUUUAUUCAGCGCUACCAGCGGCUCAACCCAGCAGUGUCAUCGUUUGACUCUGACAUAGCAAGAUACACAGAAGUGGCGAAUAACGUGCAGAAGGAAGAGACGGUGUUAAGUUUGCAGUGUGUACUGCUGGACUGUUCCCCACUUAAAUUUUCUCUGUUGCAGCAUUGUAAUGAGUGGCAGAGCAAAUUCACACAUCUGCUCAGCCUUAUGGCCAGUGCCAAACUCAAAGAGCUGCACAAUUUCCUGCAGGAGAACGCGCUCAGGGUGUCUCAGCCACCUCAGACUCUAGCGGAGUUGGUAGAGAGUCUCAAGCUGCUGGAAAAUCUGCAAGCAGAUCUGAGUAAGAUUGAAAGUCAGAUUCCACCCAUCCAUGAGCAGUUUGCCAUCCUUGAGAAAUACGAGGUUACUGUCGACCCUGCUGUGUUGGAGUUGCUGGAGGCUCUCAGUGGAGAGUGGGUGUGGUUUCAGCAGGUUGUGAUUGACAGUGACAUCAUGUUGAAGAAACACAAAGACACGAUGAAGAGCGGUUUGAUCCUUUCCUCAGAGGAGUUUAAGAAGAAGACACAGGCAGCCCUACAGAGCUUCAUCACCAAUGGACCGUUUACCAGCGGGGUCACCCCAGAUUCUGCACUGAAGCAGGUGUCAGAGUUGCGCGCCCAGUUGGAAGCUCUUAUGGAAGAGGAGGGAAGCAUACGCCGCGGUCUCACCAUCUUUAAGAUUGAACAGGCCCCCUCUAAAGACAUCCUGGCUCUUGAGAAGGAUCUGGAUUACCUGGAGCAGGUAUGGGAGAUCUCACAGCAGUGGGAGGAUUUGUGGAAUGAGUGGAAGGGGGGCCAGUUGGCGUUUCUACAGACUGAGGUCAUGGAGAACACCGCACAAACAAUGUUCAAGAGACUUCACUCACUGAGCAGAGAGUUGAAGGACAAGCAGUGGGAUGCUGUGGAUUUUAAUAAGAGCAGGAUCGAGCAGUUUAAGAAAAUCAUCCCAUUGAUUGCAGACCUCAGGAAUCCAGCCAUGAGAGAGAGACACUGGGAUCAAAUACAGCAAGAGGUCCAGCAGUCAUUCGAUCCAAACAGUCCCGACUUCACCCUCGAGAAGAUUGUGUCUUUGGGUUUGGACCACCAUGCUGAACGCGUCAGUGACAUAUCAGGAGCUAGCAGCAAAGAGCUCUCCAUAGAACAGGCGCUGGAAGGAAUCAUGAAAACGUGGGAGGAAACGUCACUGGACAUCACACCCUACAAAGACAAGGGUCACCACAAACUGAGGGGAACAGAGGAAGUGUUCCAAGCUUUGGAGGAUAACCAGGUGACCCUGUCUGUAAUGAAAGCAUCCCGCUUUGUCAAAGCAUUUGAAAAGGAAGUUGACCACUGGGAACGCUGUCUGUCUCUUGUGCUGGAAGUCAUUGAAAUGAUCCUCACUGUACAAAGGCAGUGGAUGUAUCUGGAGAACAUAUUUCAGGCAGAGGACAUACGUAAGCAGUUGCCUCAUGAGACGGCCGAAUUUGAUGAUGUCAACUCCAGUUGGAAGAAGAUCAUGGAACACCUCAAUAAGGACAAAAACGCUUUGAAAGGAACACACCACCCAGGUCUUUUAGAAAAGCUCUCAGACAUGAACAGUAAGUUAGAGGAGAUACAGAAGUCCCUGGACAUGUACCUCGAGACCAAAAGGCAGAUCUUUCCCCGAUUCUACUUCUUAUCUAACGAUGACCUGCUGGAGAUCCUGGGCCAGUCACGCAAUCCUGAAGCUGUGCAGCCGCACCUCAAGAAGUGCUUUGACAACAUCAAGAGUCUCCGCAUCAACAAGACUGGGAUCAACAGUAAUAAGUGGGAAGCCAGUGGAAUGAUCUCAGCCGAUGGAGAGUUGGUGGACUUCACUCAUCCUGUUCUUCUAGAGGGGCCGGUAGAGGCGUGGCUGUGUGAUGUAGAGCGGACCAUGCGCUGUACUCUAAAGGACUGUCUGAAAAACUGUUGCAUGGCUCUCAAGAAGAUGGUUGGGAAAAGGGGCAAAUGGGUGCGAGACUGGCCAGGACAGAUGUUGAUCACUACUAGUCAAAUCCAGUGGACAACAGAUGUCACCAGAGCUCUUGUGACCAACAAAGAGACGACGGAUAAAUCUGCUCUCAAAUCACUCAAAAAGAAGCAGGUGUCAAUGCUCAAUCAGCUCUCUGAAGCCAUACGAGGAAAUUUAUCCAAGAUCCUACGGUUGAAGAUAGUCGCCUUGGUCACCGUGGAGGUCCACGCCCGUGAUGUCAUCAGCAAACUGGCCAAGGCGGGAUGCUCUGACGUCAACGCCUUUGACUGGCUCUGUCAACUCCGCCUAUACUGGGACAAGGAUGUGGAUGAUUGCAUCAUCAAACAGACCAACACACACUUCCGCUACGGCUAUGAGUACCUGGGCAACUCUGGCCGUCUGGUCAUCACCCCCCUCACAGACAGGUGCUAUAUGACUCUAACCACAGCGCUGCAUCUACAUCGGGGUGGUUCUCCUAAAGGUCCCGCUGGCACUGGAAAAACAGAAACAGUGAAAGAUCUGGGCAAAGCUCUGGGCAUGUAUGUGAUAGUGGUCAACUGCUCAGAAGGUCUGGACUUCAAAUCUAUGGGCCGCAUGUACUCCGGUCUUGCUCAGACUGGUGCAUGGGGUUGUUUUGAUGAGUUUAACCGUAUAAACAUUGAGGUGCUGUCCGUGGUGGCCCAGCAGAUUCUGUCCAUCCUGUCUGCUCUUUCUGCUGGGGUCAACAAAUUCAUCUUUGAAGGAAAGCAGAUCAGCUUAGUAUGGUCUUGUGGAAUCUUCAUCACCAUGAACCCAGGCUAUGCUGGCCGCACUGAGUUGCCUGAUAAUCUGAAGUCUAUGUUUCGGCCGAUCUCUAUGGUGGUGCCAGAUUCCACCCUCAUAGCCGAGAUUACUCUCUUUGCAGAGGGUUUUAGUAAUUGCAAGGUGUUGGCUAGGAAGGUCUUCACUCUGUAUUCUCUGGCAGUGCAGCAGUUGUCUAAACAGGACCACUAUGACUUCGGUCUGCGAGCUCUCACCUCUCUACUACGCUAUGCUGGAAAGAAGCGCAGAGUUUGUCCAGACAUUGCUGAUGAAGAGAUUCUGCUGAUGUCUAUGAAAGACAUGAACAUUGCCAAGCUGACCACCAUCGAUCUGCCACUGUUUAAUGGGAUCAUCCAGGAUCUUUUCCCUGCUGUGGAGACGCCUACUAUUGACUAUGGAAAGAUAAAAGAGGCUAUAGAAACAGAACUUCAUCAGAGCGGUCUCCAGGUGACCCGCUUCACAAUGGCUAAAGUAAUUCAACUGUUUGAGACCAAAAAUUCCAGACACUCCACCAUGAUCGUGGGAAAGACGGGCAGUGGCAAGACGGUCACGUGGAGAACCCUCCAGAACGCCCUCAGCAACCUACACCACAAAGGAGAGCCAGGAUUCAAUCUAAUACGUGAGUUUCCCCUGAAUCCCAAGGCAGUCAGUCUGGGUGAGCUGUACGGAGAAUACAACCUUGGCACCAACGAGUGGACAGACGGCAUCCUCUCUUGCCUUAUGAGGGUGGCCUGUGCAGAUGAGAAGCCUGAUGAGAAGUGGAUUGUGUUUGAUGGGCCAGUGGACACGCUGUGGAUCGAGAGCAUGAACUCUGUAAUGGACGACAACAAAGUCCUCACACUCAUCAAUGGAGAGAGAAUAUCCAUGCCUGAACAGGUACAGGUGUCAUUAUUAUUUGAAGUGGAGGAUUUAGCUGUGGCAUCCCCUGCUACCGUAUCUCGCUGCGGUAUGGUUUACAACGACUACUCCGAUUUGAGCUGGAAGCCGUACGUUCAAUCCUGGAUGGAAAAACGACAGAAGAUUGAAAUGGAACAUUUAAAGCUGCUGUUUGAGCGAUAUAUGGAGAAGACCCUCACUUUUAAGAAGAUUCACUGUAAGGAGCUUGUGAGCAUCACUGAACUGAACGGAGUGGCAUCGCUCUGUAGACUCUACGACUCACUGGCCACUCCUGAAAACGGGGUAAACCCAGCGGACACUGAACACUUCAGCUGUAUGGUGAAGCUCUGGUUCAUCUUUAGUCUCAUAUGGUCUGUGUGUGGCUCUGUGGAUGAGGAUGGACGCAAGAAGAUUGACAACUUCCUACGUGAAAUAGAAGGAACUUUCCCUAACAAGGACACCAUCUACGAGUACUACGUGGACACCAAGAACAAAACGUGGGCGUCAUUUGAGGACAAGCUGCCCAAGGGUUGGCGUUACGCUUCCAAUGCUCCAUUCUAUAAGAUCAUGGUGCCCACGGUGGACACAGUUCGCUAUCAUUAUUUGGUCAAGGCUCUGGUUAGCGCUCAGCACCCUGUGCUGCUGACGGGUCCGGUGGGGACAGGAAAGACGUCAGUGGCCCAGAGUGUCCUGCAGAGCUUGGACACAGUCACGUGGGCCACACUCACUAUCAACAUGUCCUCACAGACUAGCUCUAAUAAUGUUCAGGAGAUCAUUGAGUCUCGAGUGGAAAAAAGGAUUAAAGGUGUAUAUGUGCCGGUGGGUGGGAAGAACAUGCUUGUUUUUCUAGAUGAUCUUAACAUGCCCGCCGUGGAUGACUUUGGCUCCCAGCCUCCACUGGAGCUGCUCCGCCUCUGGAUUGAUUACGGCUUCUGGUAUGACCGCCAGAAACAGACCCUCAAGUCGAUCAAAGACAUUUUUCUUCUGGCUGCGAUGGGGCCUCCUGGUGGAGGGAGGACUCACAUAUCAGGACGCCUGCGGAGCCGAUUUAAUCUCAUCAACAUGACCUUCCCUACAGAGUCUCAGAUAAAGCUCAUUUACGGCACCAUGAUCAGUCAGAAGCUACAGGAGUUUGAGGAGGAGGUGAAGCCCAUCGGAGGGGUUUUGACCCAGGCCACCCUGGAGCUGUACCAAGCCAUCAGCGCCCGUUUUUUACCCACACCUGCAAAAAUACACUACCUCUUUAACCUCAGAGACAUCUCCAAGGUGUUCCAGGGAUUAUUACGAGCACACAGAGACUUUCAUGACACCAAGCAGAGUAUCACACGUCUUUGGAUUCAUGAGUGCUUUAGGGUCUUCUCGGAUCGAUUGGUGGAUCAUACAGACAUGGAGACAUUUGUUGGACUUUUAUCAGAAAAACUAGCAUCUCAUUUUGAUAUUCCCUACCACACCAUCUGCCCCAACAAACAGCCCCCUGUGUUUGGGGACUUCCUUAGAGAGUCACAUGUAUAUGAGGAUCUAUUGGAUUUCAAGGCUCUAAAGGCUUAUAUGGAGAUACAGCUGGAGGACUAUAACCUCACACCUGGUGUGGUCCCCAUGAGCCUGGUGCUCUUUAGAGAUGCAAUAGAGCACGUAACGCGUGUGGUACGUGUGAUCAGUCAGCACAGAGGAAACAUGUUGCUGGUUGGUAUCGGAGGCUCAGGCAGGCAGAGUUUAACCAGGUUGGCUGCUUUCAUCUGUCAGUUUACAGUCUUCCAAGUGGAGGUCACCAAACAAUAUCGCAAACAAGACUUCAGAGAUGACAUUAAAAAGCUCUAUCGAUUGACCGGAGUGGAAAACAAGCCCACUGUGUUCCUGUUUAACGACACGCAGAUCGUGGAUGAGUCCUUCCUUGAAGAUAUUAACAACAUCCUGAGCUCAGGGGAACUGCCUAACCUUUAUAAAGCAGAUGAGCUAGAUGAGAUCCAGAACGCUCUUUCAGACUCUGCCAGGAAAGACAAUAUCCUGGAGACUCCAGAUGCCAUGUUUAACUACCUGAUAGAGCGUGUCAGAAACAACCUGCACAUUGUGCUUUGCAUGAGCCCUGUGGGAGAUCCAUUCAGGAACCGUAUUCGUCAGUAUCCAGCGCUGGUGAACUGCACCACUAUAGACUGGUUCUGUGAAUGGCCCCGUGACGCUCUCUUAGAGGUGGCAGAGAGAUGUUUGGAUGGCCUCUCUCUAGGAAACAAAGACGGGAUCCAGGCUAAAGUGGCCAGUAUCUUUGUGACCGUGCACCAGUCUGUGGCCCAGUUCUCUCACAGGAUGAAAGUAGAACUGAAGAGACACAAUUACGUCACCCCCAUCAACUACCUGGAGCUGGUUUCAGGAUACAAGAAGUUGUUGUCUGAGAAGCGGGAUGAGUUUGGAGAGCAGGUGUCUAAAUUGAAGAACGGCUUGUUUAAGAUCGACGACACACGGAUUAAGGUGGAGGCCAUGUCCGUGGAGCUAGAAGAUGCCAAGAAGAAAGUGGCAGCGUUCCAGAAACAAUGUGAGGAAUAUCUGGUUGUCAUCGUUCAACAGAAGAGGGAUGCAGACGAACAACAGAAGGCGGUGGGUGCUCACAGUGAGAAAAUAGAAGCAGAGGAAAUCAAAUGUAAGGCCAUGGCAGAGAAUGCGCAGAGAGACCUCGAUGAAGCACUUCCUGCUUUGCAGGAAGCCAUGAAGGCUCUUGAGUCACUGAAUAAAAAAGACAUGACUGAAAUCAAGUCUUACGGCAGACCUCCAGCUCUCGUGGAAACUGUCAUGCAGGCUGUAAUGAUCCUCCGAGGAUGUGAACCAACCUGGGCAGAGGCCAAAAGACAACUGGGAGAGGGCAACUUCAUUAAACAGUUGGUGAAUUUUGAUAAGGACAACAUAUCUGACCGCGUGUUGAAGACCAUUGGACAUUACUGCACGCAGCCCGACUUUCAGCCUGAGAUCAUCGGACGGGUCUCGCUCGCUGCUAAGUCCCUCUGCAUGUGGGUCAGGGCCAUGGAGGUUUACGGUCGUAUCUAUAGGGUGGUGGAACCGAAGAGAGCCAGGCUGCAUGGAGCAAUGACGCAGCUGGCUGAGAAACAGGCCUCGAUGGCUGAGGCUCAGGGCAAACUCAGAGAGGUAGGAGAUAAGCUGGAUGAGUUAAAGAGACAGUACGAUGAAAAGCUGUCCCAGAAAGAGGAGCUACGGAGGAAAUCGGAGGAUAUGGAGCUGAAACUGGACAGAGCUGGAAAGCUGUUGUCUGGACUGGCAGGAGAGAGAGUCCGCUGGGAAGAGACAGUUUCUGGUCUGGAGAAGAACAUGUCCUGUCUGGUGGGGGAUUGCCUGCUGGCCGCUGCCUUCCUGUCUUACAUGGGCCCUUUCCUGUCUAACUACAGAGAUGAGCUGGUCACAAAGAUCUGGAUGAAACAGGUGAGAGAAUUGGAGGUGCCCUGUUCUCCAGGGUUCAGUUUCGCAGCUUUCCUGUCUAAACCCACAGCAGUGCGUGAAUGGAACAUCCAAGGUCUCCCAUCUGACGCCUUCUCCACAGAGAACGGAGUCAUCGUCACCCGUGGCAACCGAUGGCCGCUAAUGGUGGACCCUCAAGGACAAGCGCAAAAGUGGAUUAAGAACAUGGAACUUAAAAGAGGGUUGAAGGUAAUUGACCUGCAGAUGCCUGAAUUUUUGCGAGUCCUGGAGAAUGCAGUGCAAUUUGGUUUCCCAGUUCUCCUGCAGAACGUCCAAGAGGAACUGGACCCGGCACUUGCCCCAAUACUCAACAAGUCCCUCACACGAGUUGGGGGCCGGUUCUUAUUAAAACUGGGAGACAAAGAGGUAGAAUACAGUCCUGAAUUCCGUUUCUACAUGACCACCAAACUGUCCAAUCCACAUUACACGCCUGAGAUCUCCUCCAAAACCACAAUCGUCAACUUCGCAGUUAAAGAACAGGGUCUGGAGGCCCAGCUGCUGGGGAUUGUGGUGAGAAAGGAGCGUCCUGAGCUAGAGGAGCAGAAGGACUCUCUAGUGAUCAACAUCGCCUCCGGCAGGAGAAAACUACAAGAGCUGGAGGAUGAGAUUCUGCGGCUGCUGAAUGAGGCAACCGGCUCCCUGCUGGAUGACGUUCAGCUAGUAAACACCCUGCAGACCUCCAAAGUCACGGCCACCGAGGUCGCAGAACAACUGGAGAUCAGCGAACUGACCGAGAGCCAAAUCGAUAUUGCCAGAGAGGCCUACCGCCCGUGUGCCCAGAGGGCGUCCAUCUUGUUCUUCGUGCUGAAUGAUCUGGGCUUUAUAGAUCCCAUGUAUCAGUUCUCUCUGGACGCCUACAUCACCCUGUUUACGCUGAGUAUAGAGAGCAGCCCCCGCAGCCACAAACUGGAGGAGAGAAUAAACAACCUCAACAGGCACCACACUUAUGCUGUCUACAGAUACACCUGUCAAGGACUGUUUGAGUGUCACAAGCUUCUGUUCAGUUUCCACAUGUGUGCUAAGAUCCUGGAGGCAUCGGGCAAACUCAACAUGGAUGAAUACAGCUUCUUCCUUCGAGGGGGACUGGUGUUGGAUAAAGAGGAGCAGAUGGAUAACCCCUGCUCUAACUGGCUCUUUGACGCUAACUGGGACAACAUAACAGAACUGGAUAAACUGACUAAUUUUCAUGGGCUCAUGGCCUCGUUCGAGCAGUACCCACGCGACUGGCACCUCUGGUACACAAAUCCAGAACCUGAGAAAGCUCCUUUGCCUGGAGAAUGGAAAAACAAAUGUAAUGAGCUGCAGAAGAUGCUGAUUGUACGUUCUCUCCGGCAGGAUCGCAUCUCUAUCUGCGUCACAGAUUUUGUGAUCAAGAACCUGGGCCCUCUGUUUGUCGAGCCACCCAUCCUUGAUAUGAAAGCUGUUGUAGCAGACAGCACCACAAGGACUCCUCUGAUCUUCGUGCUGUCUCCUGGGGUGGACCCAACGGCAGCCCUGGUCCAGCUGGCAGAGACGUCAGGCAUGGGUCAGCGCUUCUUUGCCCUCUCACUGGGUCAGGGCCAGGCACCCAUCGCAACGCGCCUGAUCAAAGAGGGAGUCAAGAAUGGUCACUGGGUAUUCUUGGCUAACUGUCACCUGUCUCUCUCUUGGAUGUGUGAGCUGGAUAAACUGGUGGAUGAGUUACAGAUCCAAGAAUCUCAUCCAGACUUCCGACUGUGGCUGAGCUCCUCCCCUCACCCAGAAUUCCCUAUUGCUAUCCUGCAGACGGGCAUCAAAAUCACCACUGAGCCACCCAGGGGGGUGAAGUGGAAUAUGAAGCGUCUCUAUCAGCGCGUGUCUGAGUUUCAGUUCUCGCGCUCGGCUCGGCCUCCGCUGUACCGCAAGCUGCUCUUCACUCUUUGCUUCUUCCAUAGCGUCAUACUGGAGAGGAGGAAGUUCCUACAGCUCGGCUGGAACAUCGUCUACAGCUUCAACGAUUCUGACUUUGAGGUGAGUGAGAAUCUUCUGAGCCUCUAUCUGGAUGAGUAUGAGGAGAUCCCUUGGGAUGCUCUGAAGUUCCUCAUCGCUGGGAUCAAUUAUGGAGGUCAUGUGACCGACGACUGGGAUCGGCGUUUGCUGACCACUUACAUCAACCACUAUUUCUGUCCAGCUGUUAUCGAUACACCCUUUUUUAAGCUCUCCUCCCUUCUUUCUUACUACGUUCCUCGUGAUGGACCUCAGACCUCAUAUGUGGAGUUCAUUGAUCAGUUGCCGGCACUGGAGCACCCGGAACUGUUUGGACAACACCCCAAUGCCGACAUCGCCAGCCAGAUCACAGAGACUCGAACCCUCUUCCGUACACUGUUGUCUCUACAACCGCAAAUCACCAGCACUGACUCCACCAGCACUGCAACUAGCAGGGAGGACAAGGUGUUGGAGCUCUCCGCUGAUGUGCUUCAAAAGAUCCCCGCUCUGAUAGACUAUGAGGGUACAAGGAAGUUGUUGAAAGAUGACCUUUCACCUCUAAAUGUAGUACUGCUGCAGGAGAUCCAGAGAUACAACACCCUGCUACACACCAUCAGAUCAUCUCUCUUAGAGCUGGAGAAGGGCAUUAAGGGUCUGGUUGUGAUGUCCAGCAGUCUAGAGGAGAUAUUUUACUGUAUCCACGAUGCUCGUGUGCCUCCUCUCUGGGAGAAGGCGUACCCAUCUCUAAAGCCCUUGGCAUCUUGGACCCGGGACUUGUGCCAGCGCGUGGAGCAGUUUGCUCACUGGGCGGAGACAGCUCACCCUCCUGUCCUCUUCUGGCUGUCUGGAUUUACUUUCCCCACAGGCUUCCUCACCGCAGUAUUACAGAUCUCCGCACGACAGCACAACGUGUCUGUAGACAAUCUAUCCUGGGAGUUCACUGUCACUACAGUAGAUGACAACAAUCUGCUUUUACCUCCCAAGGAUGGAGUGCUCAUCCAGGGCUUGUAUCUAGAGGGGGCAGGCUGGGAUAAGAAAGCCUCUUGUCUGGUGGAGGCGGAGCCUAUGCAGCUAGGCUGCCCUAUGCCCACCAUCCACUUCAAACCUGUGGAGAGCCGCAAGAGGGUCGCCAAGAAUAUGUACAGCUGUCCCUGCUUCUAUUACCCCUUGCGAUCUGGCGAUGCCGGCCAUCCGUCAUUUGUGGUGGCAGUUGAUCUGAAGUGUGGAGCUAUGCCUUGUGAUCACUGGAUUAAGAGAGGAACUGCUCUUCUUAUGAGUCUUGACAACUAGGAAGACAACACACACACUCACACUUGUGUUUCAUGCCUAAUUCAUAUAAUUUCUUUUGUUUUACAAUAUGCAACACAGAACAAUCACUUGUUAGUCCUACAAACAGCUAAUUUUCACUUUAAAAAAAUAUUUGAAUGUGCUUAAAUUACAAGAAAAAAUGAAAGAAAAAACUAAAUAAACACUUGAUGGAUUUA
Molecule: messenger RNA, 13911 nt
Organism: Triplophysa dalaica
Lineage: Eukaryota; Metazoa; Chordata; Actinopteri; Cypriniformes; Nemacheilidae
Gene: dnah2
Product: dynein, axonemal, heavy chain 2
Exons: 88
Coding region: 176-13717 (4513 amino acids)
Biological process (GO): microtubule-based movement
Cellular component (GO): dynein complex
Molecular function (GO): ATP hydrolysis activity; dynein light intermediate chain binding; minus-end-directed microtubule motor activity
Source: RefSeq, a predicted model, not a curated record